GGAGGGCUUUCGCACAGCACUGGCGCGACUGCGGCACUGCACCCCACCCGGGGGUUCCCUGCCAAAUACCCCCAAUCCGCCUGCCACCCCCGAGCACAAGGUUCACGGAUGCGUGGACAAUCGCAACUCGGGAAAAGGAUCAAGGGGUGGUACAAAAGAGACAGGGGAGUCGCAGUCGCCGCCAGUACGUGGAAGUAGUCAUAAUGCGACUGACAGUGCUAUCAAGGACGGCGAUCUUUUGGCACACGCUGCAUCCGCUCUCAAAAGAUUGCACUUUCAAUCAGCGGGUGGUAGUCGCAGCUGUCGGACUGUACCCAACAUUACAACGGUACCCCAGGUUGUCGUCUUCAGUUCCAGUACAGCCUCCAUCGAGACGACCAUCUACAACAGCACCGACAGUGCCAAGACAAUGGUCACUACGGUAACAACAGACUCGGAACAGCGUGACGACAGUCUUGAUCUGAUCGACGAGCCCUCGGAGAUGUCACCACCCGCUUCCUCAGUUAAUCAUUCGGCCUCACCUCCGUUAAAAAUCGAUUCAACAAAUUUAGAAAAUUUAUCAAAGAGCACAACAGCCAAUGGUACACAUCAGCGCACCACUGCCCCAAGCGUUGAUGCACCAUGUGGAGGUUCAGCAGGUGUCAAUACCAUUAAUGGUGUUGGUGCACCACCACCGACACCCCUUAUUGGUGCACGUCAGGAAAAUCGUUUUACAUUUACCAGUGGUAAAACACCGGCAUUACCCGAUCUCCGAACAUCUGACUUCAGUACUCCAGUUCGGGGAUCUGUGGACGCAGGUCAGCCAGAUCCCCAUCACUUGAACUCGAUGUUGGCCCUGGUAGCUGCCAAGGAGAGUAUGUUACAAGAGGAACCCGCUGUAAUAAAUCACAUAAACGCAAAUUCAGGCUUGAGUAGAAAAAAUGAUGCACAAAUAAUCGGUGAUGGUAGAGAGAAGGUGAAACAAGCUAAGGGAUCGGCCAAGCCGAGUAUAAAUGUCACCACAAAUCCUCUGGAUAUAUCACUCUGCGGUACCCAACCAACCUGCAACACCCAGACAUCGGGGAGUACCAGAGGCCGAGGAAGACCACCAGAAGCUCAUCCCCUCGUUUCAACCAUUCAUUCAUGGGUCAGGCUCUUUUUCCCGUUUUGCGCAAUAGGUGGAAAUGCCACCGGAACAAAAAGAACAGCGCAGGCUACAAUUGUGGUACAACAGCCUUCUCUAUCAUUGGAUGCACCAGCAGCGACAAUAUUGCUGAGACCGGACAUUGAUGCUAGAAGAAGAGAAGAGAACAUGCGACAAGUAUUCGACGUUGCUGGUACACUUACUUUCCAAGAGAUUCAUGACAUUGAAAUGAGAUACGGUAGUCCCCAUCACAGCAGAUCGCAAUCGGUGAAGACACCGGGGAGUCGGUCAUCGGGACGUCCAAAUUACUUGUGUCUUCCACAGCAACGAUCUCGUGUUGCCAGCAUGCCGAAUACCGGAGUUGAAGAGGAAUACUACAGACUGAGGCACUUCAGCAUAACGGGAAAGGGUGUCGUCAACCGUGGUGAUUCCCUUAAAAGCCGACGAUCCCGUUCCAACAACAGCGUUGCCUCGAGCAACUCCAGUACCGAGCAUUUAACAGCCUCUUAUCCGGGAUCAGCGAGAAAUUCAGCUGCUGGUUCGUUAGCGAGUUCGCGUGAAAGCAGCGCAUCACAGGGAUCAACUCCUUAUCGCGUACUCAUGCUAGGUGCACCGUCUGUGGGAAAAAGCUCACUCGUAUCACAAUUCAUGACGUCCGAGUAUCUGCACGCCUACGAUACCUCCAUCGAUGACGAGUCAGGAGAGAAAACUGUGAGUGUACUGUUGGCUGAGGAGGAAUCGGAGCUCACAUUUAUCGAUCAUCCGAGUGCUGAAAUGACGCCGGAAAAAUGCAUCGCAAUGUGUGAGCCUCAUGCCUACUGUGUUGUUUACUCAACGACGGAUAGAAGUUCAGCUAGGGUUGCUGAGGAAGUUCUCCAGUCGUUGUGGAGAACUGAUCACGUGUCAGCGAGGGCUGUGAUUCUUGUAGGAAAUAAAGCUGAUCUUGUGAGAUCUCGAGACGUUACUACAGAGGAGGGUAAAUCCAUGGCAACAGCUUACGAUUGUAAAUUCAUCGAGACAUCAGUCGGCAUAAAUCACAACGUGGAUGAGCUUCUGGUUGGUUUAUUAUCACAAAUACGCCUGAAAAUGGAGAAUCCAGAGAGGACACGUGAUUUGUUUCGAAAGAGAUCAAGGAAGACAAGGAGCAGAUCCCCUUUGAGCUCGUGCUCCGAGAAUAAUUCACCCAAGAAGUAUCGGGGUAGUCGCACCAGUGCCAGUCUCAAGGUAAGGAGUUUACUUGGUAAAGUGUGGGCCAGAGACAGUAAAUCUAAGAGCUGCGAGAAUUUACAUGUACUUUAAGAAUUUCAUUACACUUGAAAAAUAAAAAUACCAAAGACAAAAUUAAUUUAAUCGAUACAAAGUUGAGGAGAUGCAUUUGAUUUUUCACAAAGACUGAAAUUGGUGAGAGAACAAUUACUCACUCUGUCUCGCCCUCAUGAACGUUUAUUUCUCCGGUUUUUAUUAAAAAAUUGAAAUUAAUUAUCAGAUUCGGGAUAAAACUUGUGGAAUUUUUAAGGGUCAUUUUAUCUGAACUGAUAAGAAUCUUCUCAUCUCAGUUUUCACGGGCUCUUUUAAGUUUUUGGUUUAUAGUCUCGAGUUUGAUGGCGGGAAAUAUACUGUCGCAUUUACUCCGUGCUAUCAUUCCAUUUCGACCUUCCAAUUCUGGGGUCUCAUGGGCAUUCCGGGAAACAGUAAAAAAAUUUCAUUUCGACCCGACGGCCUGAGAAAAGGGUAGAAAUACUGUUGCUGCUGUAUCUUUGCGGGGAAUUUUUUAAUUUAAACUAGUGGCGAUUUGGCCGAGUGGUUGACGCACUGACAGAGUAUUAUGGAGGAUACGGGUUCGAAACUCGGAGGGAACUGGAUUUUUUUCUUCGGUGAGAACUCAUGUUCGGGUUGGAAUCAUCAGUUCAUGGGUUCCAUGAGUUCUAAAAGAACAAUUGGGUUCAUUGGACGGAUCAUUCCAAUGAAAUCAUCAGUUCAGGGGUCCAUGAGUUCUAACAAUUGAAUUAAUCGGAGGGAUGAUUCCAAUGAAACAAUUCAGGGUUCCAUCCGAACAAUUGCAUGCGUUCGGUAUUCAGAGAAAAUUAAUCAUAAUCAGUGGAGUUCAUUAUCAAGGACAUAUCCCAAAUAAUAAUAAAUGCAAGUUAUCACGAAAAAAUUAAACAUUAGAUAAUGUGUUAAGUCGAAAAAAUGGAGGGGCGAGACAGAAUGAGUCGUAUUACCAAAGGAUUAUCAUAUUUUGAGAGAUUCAACAUGAAUUUGAGGAUCGUUGAGCUUUAAGAUUGAUGUAGGGUAAUUAUAGUAAUUGAAGGAAGAGUAAUUAUCUGAGGAAGUCAAGAUCAGAGUGUACUGCACUGCAUUUGCGUAAAAAUACUCCAAUUGCGGUGAAUGGCGAGAGCAUUGAGAUGUUCGAGGUGUAUUUUUGAAUCCCAUUCCAAAUACGCUUGGAUCAUAGAAUAGGUGAACCUACGAAUUUAAGAGGAAAUACGUAAAACUAUGAAUUUUCAUCUCGAUGACACGAUUAAAAAUCAGUAGAACAAUUUGUGGUAAAUCUUAUAUAUCAUUGUGCAUAGGUAAAUAAUCCAAAGAUAUUUAUGAAAAAUCCUUAGAGUGGAAAUUUACUCUUCAACGUUCGUGACCGUAACAUGAAUUUACAAUUUUUUACAUUACGAUUUUGUACGUUGAAUCAUAAAAAAAAAUGAGUGGAAAUUUUUUAAGAGUGAACAAGUACAUAGAAAUAUAUCAAAUCACUUAUACAUCAUUCAGCGAUGUAAUGCCCAGCGCUAUAUCAUUUGGAACAUUUUCAUUUAUUUUCCGUUCAUCCAAUAUUUUUUUCUCCAAUGACAAAUGAAUAAUUGUUCAAAGUACACGAGUAAUCGAGCUAAUGUUCAAUUCAUUAUCGGAUGAAUUAAAUUAUUGGGUGACAAGUGAAUUUAUUGGCAUCCACACGAGGUCCAUUAGAUUAUAAGUCGUCGAAAAAAAAAGUCAAGUACAUAAAUGCGUAUGUGCUCAUUGAAUCGAUGAUCUAUUUUUUUUUUCGAGGUGAAAUUCAAGUGGAAAUGUGUCACAUUCAUUCGAUUAAAAUCUCAUUCGGCGAAACACAAGUUGAAUUCGCUGUUUUUUCAAUUUUGUUCAUGCAUUUUACCCUCCACUUCAUUUUACCCUCGUUCAUGUCUAUAGAGAUGAAAAGUGUUCAUCAAUCCCAUCAAUCCCUAGCUCUCCAAUAAAGUCCAUUCAAUGAAUAUUUUGCGUGAACUCUUUGUACUGUUCGUAAUCUUUCCAUUAUCAUAAAAUUUUCCCCUUGAAUUUCGUCUCUGUGAGAACGCAAUCAGCGAACAUAAUGCUGUGGGCGUUAUUCAAGUGCUGCAAUUUCAACAAAAGUUGAGGUUCAAAAUAAAUGGUCUUUGCAUUCAGCACAAAAAAAAAUAAUAAUCUGAAUUCUCCGUACUCAAGUGUCCCCUUUGAAGAGAAUAAUCAUCUCGUGUUCGAGUGUUACCUUGUUCUCCCCAAGACUGUUGAAGCACCUCUCCAAGUUUACAAUUAUUUGAAUCCCCAUUAUUACUCAUAAUAAUCAGUAAGAUCAAUUUAUUUCUUUGAUGGGUAUUUCCCUCGAAGGAACUAUUUACGCGGGAAUAAAAGAUAUCUUUCCUCGUUAACAGAAAGUACGUUGUCUUAUUUUCUUAUCUUAUUUUAUUCCAAUUACGGAAAUGUAUGAUAGUCAAUGGCAUUCCCGAGUCGGUCGUUAAUUAUAACAUUUAUAGGAGUGGCGAAAGAAAAAGAAAAAGGGAAGAAGAACGAAUAAGACAUAAAAAUAAAAAUAAUAUCUUCGAUUCGCUGGAUUUCUCGUUUCAUUAUGAAAAUUGCUAUUGGAUUAACAAAAGCCAUCAGCAUUAAUUCUUUAUGAUGUGAAGGCAAGUCACAAAAAGGCCCGGGAGAACGAAGGGAAAUGGAUAUCGAAAUGAGCGAAACUAAUUUACAUAUUUCAAUGAUAAAUGUCAUAAUCAAAACGUUGAAUUAUUCAUAAAGCUCUAGUGAAUUUAAAGAUUAAAGACAUGUCAGAUAUCAUUUUGAUAGCGAAUUAAUUGCGUUCGCAUGUCCGUCGAUUUUCAUCAGCCCAAGAGAUUUAGAUUAAAUGAGAAGAAAAAAAUUAUAAAAUUUGUCUAGAUGAUGAAAUAAAUCAUGUUAUUCUCUGUGUCCAUACCAACUCGUUUUGUGUUCCUAAAUAAAUGAUAAAUAACAAUAAUGAUAAUUGAUAAUGUCAAGGUAACGCCGGACUGCGUGAACAAAUUGAAUAAUAAUAAAAAUAACAAACAGCGUCUGAAAAGAAAAAAAUCAUUACCCAAAUGGCGCAAAGCUUUGACCAAUGUUCCAAUGAAUUUUAGUACUCUAGGUGCGGAGAUUAUUCUUAAUAGUUAAUUAACACGUACGAUAUAUUAGUAGUCCUAGCGGGCAUUUUGCGUCAUCGCGGAACAAUUGAAACAAUUAAAUUGACGAGUAAUAAAUCGUUUAAAUAAAAGACAAAAUAAUACAAAACAUUGUCCGUAAGGAAAUGGUGAGCGGAACAAGUAGUUAUUAUGAAUUUCGAUGACGUCGAGGCGGGAGAUCAAUCUCCCGUUGGAUUCGAGUCAUUUUUCAACCAAAAAAAAAUCCUUUCCAAUCAAAUUUGUGUGAAUAAUCAAUUGACGAAUACAUGUGGAAAUUAUUGAUAAACUCCAUCGAUUUCUGUAAUCUCCAGUGUCUCGCAUUCUUCGUGUAUCUCGUCAUACUAUCCAUUUCGUGGAGUAGAAUAAUGUGUUCCAUCAUUUUUCACUGCGAUAAAAAAAAAUGCAGAAAGAAUGAUUGACGCAUUACCUUGAAAUCGUAGAGAACUAAUAAUUCGAUGGUAAACGACAAAAAUGAUAAUUUCGAGUAAUUGACGACUUGAAAUGAUCAUUUUUAUUUUUUCAACAUAACAUGCACUUAUAUAACAUUAAACAAAUGUCGAAUUGUAAAUCCACGUGUCUGCACUAUAAAAAUAUGGCCACAAAUUAUAUAUUGUACGAGAUUAAAGGAAAUCCCGGAGAAACCCUUACUAGUGCGUAAUGAACGAUUGUCUGAUCCAUAACGUGUGAUCAAUUUUUUGUAGUCUAUGUUGGAUAAUUUAAAAAUUCAUUGUUUUAUA
Messenger RNA from Fopius arisanus, 6284 nucleotides. RefSeq lists its product as uncharacterized. The transcript is spliced from 11 exons. Gene Ontology annotation, molecular function: calcium channel regulator activity; GTPase activity; GTP binding. Gene Ontology annotation, cellular component: plasma membrane. The coding region runs from base 410 to 2422 and encodes 670 amino acids. NCBI's taxonomy places the organism in Eukaryota, Metazoa, Arthropoda, Insecta, Hymenoptera, Braconidae. The record is from RefSeq and is a predicted model, not a curated record.